AUGAUGAUCCUGGGAUAUUGGGAUAUCAGAGGGGUGAGUGAGCCUGCACAUGCUGGUAAUGGCGGCUGCGUGUGACCAGGACAUAUACUGAUUGCUUGCUUUUACUUCUUUUUGCAGCUGGCUCAUUCUAUCCGCCUCCUGCUGGAGUACACGGAGACCCCAUUUGAAGACAAGCACUAUGUGGUGGGAGAUGGUGAGUGUCUGGGCACAGGAAGAACUAGGGCAGGUUUGGGGGAGGGUGUAGCGUUAAUGCAUGUCUGUCUAUGUCUGGGGGAAUGCUAGCUGUGAAGGGAGGGGUGAUGUCAUUCAUUGUGUCUAUGGCUACAUAUUUUCUUGCAUUCUAUAAAAAGCUUUUUGAUGUCCCUGUUGUCUGCACACUUGCAAUGUAAGGAACAUGGUGUUUGUGCCAUUUGUUUCAUCCACCCCUUUUAAUAAACUUUUAUUCUGAUACUGGUCGGUUUGGAGUUUUAAAGAAUUAUUUUGGACUUUCAAUACUCGCACUCCAAAAAAUAUUCUGUUCCUGACCCUCUAUUAUUGUAAAGUAUGCAUAUAAUGCUCUGCAUCACUACAUGUAAGGGAGACCACUCUAUGUAUUUGGCAGGUGGCUUUCUUUUAUUCUUAAUGGGAAACUAUAUGCACCAGAGCCCCUACAGCUUUAAUGUAGUGCAGGGAUAGGCAACCUAUAUAGUAGUACUGUGCCAAAACACAAUCUUUGAGUGCCUGUUCAUUUAAAUUGAGGUGUGUAUGUUACCAUAUUCUGCAUGUUAUUUAUGGGUGAUGCAGUUGCUUUGUAACACAUUUUUGUGUAUGUGGGCUGUUUUAUAUUGUAUACGUUUGUGGUAUUGUGAAUUAUACUUAUGAAUGUGAGCUGCUUGUGGAAGUGUGUAUGUGUCAGGCUGCUUGUGGGGCUAUGUUUGUGUGUGUGUGUGUGUGUGUGUAUGCAGAUUGUCAGUAGAGAGGUGUGUGUGUGUGUCUAUUUGUAUGAGGGGGGGGUUUAUUUUGCGGCUCUGUGUAUAUCUAGCAGUGUGGGUGGCUUCCCUGGGGUCCACUAGGGACUGGGCUGGCCAGGUAUGGUUCCAGUUCAGGAGCUGCGAUAGAGGCAGCGGGCUGCUUACAUCCAGUGCAGAUUCCUGUUCACAUGGUCUGGGAGGAAGUGAUCUUGUAUAACUUCCUGCAAGUGCUGCAAUGCGUAAGUUGAGGAUUAUCCAUCACAGCCUGCAAUCACCGCUUGGUUUAAACUAGCAGAUAUCCACGUCCAACUGGGACUCCUGAUAGGCCAGAGCUUGUGCCUCGAGUGUCAUGCAUGGCAAGUGGUUCUGGUGUGUCGUCUGUUUCUGCAGACUUUUUAAUGUAAACAUUGCUUGGUAACUGCUCUAGUGGCAGUAACUCAGACUACUAGAGGUGCUUCCUAGUCCAGUGAUGCACAGUGUGUCUUUGAGGAGAUGCUGAUUGGUGUGGUGUUUUGCUGUGCAUGCGCAAUAUCCUUCAAUGCUUUCCUAUGGGCAAGCAUUGCGUUGGCUGAGAUUAUUUUUGGCAUCUAUAUAGCACCUAUUCCGCAGUGCUUUACAAUUUUAUAAAAGGGGAAAAUUUUAAAAAUAAAUGAGAUGAUAAUUACAAGAUGUUACAGGAACAAUAGGGUUGGUGAAGGCCAUGCUUAAACGAGUUUACAUCCAUUGGCAGGAUGUAAAUCCUAGAGAACCAGUCCUGCUCUAAGAAACAAACACAUGCUUUGUAAAUGUCCAUAUCUCCAUUCUUUGUCAGCUGAAGGAAGGGGAGAGAGAGAAAUAUUUUUUUUUUUUUUUUUUUAAUUGCUCUGACUGUUUUUUGGGGGGGAAUGUCUGAGCACUUUCACCAGCUGCAGCCCUGUAUUGCACUGUGAAUGAAUGUGUUAUUUUGUACUCUAAGGGGGGCACAUUCAGGGUAAUGUUUCUGCACUAAGCUCCAUUUAGCUGGCUCCAAACUAAUUUUGUGGGGGAUUUAUACUGGAAUGUUCCCAGUGUGACCAUGUCUUUGUAGUUUUCUUCAAUCACCCUGUGUAUGAUUCUGUUGGUGAGCAGAACUAAUUGUGCUAUUAGCGUGUUGCCACGAUUCUUCUCCGUGUGUAUUAUGGCAUCUAGAGACAGAUUAGUCUAAAUUUGUAAUGGAAGCCAAUGCAGAACUCUUAUGCCAGGUUGUUAAAGGGACACUCUACUUCCCAAAUAAAAUAUAUAUUUGUGCUCGGAAUUUAAAUACGUAAUGGAUAGUAUCUGUGAGCAAAGUUGGUUGUGGUGUGCCGAAACCAACGUACGAGUGGGCCUGUAAAUAAGAGGGCCCACCAAGGAGAAUGUCCCCACCCACCUACACCCUGUUUUAACUACAAUCAGCUGAGCCGCAGCGGUGAGUAGGGGCUGGGAGUUUAAGUAGGGGACUUACUCCUCCCACAAAUUCAGGCCUAAUGGCCUUUCUACUUGUGCUCGGAAUUUAAAUACGUAAUGGAUAGUAUCUGUGAGCAAAGUUGGUUGUGGUGUGAUGAAACCAACAUACAAGUGGGCCUGUAAAUAAAAGAGGGCAAAAUAUAAAUUCUAGAAAAUAAUAACUUUAUUGCAUUUUACAAGACCAAGUUCCUGAAAGCUUGGCAAAGCUCUUUCUCCGGUUGCGGAAUAUAUGCAUUAUAUAUGGAGGAUUUCCAUCGCCCCAGCCUUUUGAUGAUGUGGACCGGUGCGUUUGUGCUAGAGGCUGCUGAGGUGGCUCUUAUACGGAAGGCCCGGAGAAUGCAGCCGGGUUGUUUCCGAGCUUAGAUAACAGGGUUCUGACAUGUAACAUCAAUUUUGCCGUGGUAAGCGGGUGCCCUUGUAAUGUUAAGAGCGGAGAGUCUGGCAGGUGAGCGUGAAGAGUUGACCGUAGUUGGUCUAGAACCUUCACCGGACACCAGGCAUUAUUGUAGGGUGUAGUGUCCGGUUGGUUUUAGUGGUAGGGAUAGAAAGUAGGUAGUGAUCCUCUAUCUUGGUGAGGUGUGAAGUUUUAAGGCUUAGCGCGAUAUCUCCUUGACAAACCACGGUGAACUCUCUAGGUCUGAGAGAACCAUAGAAAGCGAUAUCUAUAUAUCUCUAUCUCAGAUUUGAUCACAGUAUUGGUGUUGCUAUCGAAUGGGGCUGUGUCAAGGAGAUUGCUAAGUGACCUGAAGAUAGGCCCGUCUAUAGGUAAUCUAGUGCUUGCGAGUGGAGGUGAAACCUUUGACAUACCUUUCAAGACCUUUUUAAUGGGGUAUGAUGACAAAAAGGGAGUUCUGUUAGGAAAAUUGGUGAGGCUGUGGUGCUGAACCACGGUGAGGUAAAGUUUAAUGGUGUUGUGCGACAGUUUAAGGUGUAGGUGGCAGAAAGAGGCAAGUCACCAUGGUUUGGAUAGAAAAGUCACCUUGUAGACCGAAUUCUGCAGUGAAUUUGUUAAAUAUGUUAAGUGCCCUAUUGUAAGUGGUAGCAGUGUUGGGUGAUAAUGCUUGGUGAGUGAGUGAUCUAGCGUGAAGCAAGAGUGUGCUUAAUCCAAGAUUAGUUCGUGAAACCGUGGUGUCCUGGAUGGCUCUUGGUGAGCCGUUGAGUGCCUGAGAAAAUGCCUGGAAUUGAGAACGAGAGAGCGUCAGCGGCCGUGUUGUGAAUACCCGGGAUGUGAGAGCAUACUAAGUGAAACUGACCGAUGCUGCCAGCCAGGUCAACUUGCGAAUCAGCCGCAUGAUGGUCAGAGAUGAUGAGCGCCCUUUGUUAACGAUUUCGCAAGCUGCCGAGUUAUCUGAGUAGCAUUUUACUACCUUGCCGGACCAGAGAUGACCCCAGGUGUGUGCGGCUGCCACAAUUGGGUAAAUUUCAAAUAGGGCUGAGGUCUCCCUGAAUCCUGGCAAGGCAUCCGUCUCAGUGGGCCAGUGGCCCCUAAACCAGUGGUUCCCAAAAAUGGCUGCGAAACCGGUGUUGGCUGCUGCAUCUGUGUGGAUGAUGGGUGGAGAGAGGGGGGAUAAACAUGGAGAUACCAUUCCAGUUUUUCAAAAACUUCCCCCACAUAGCUAAGUCAGCCUUGGCGUGGGGGUCCAAAGAAACUGUGCCGGAGUCCGGGACUCCGUGGAGCAGACAAAGAAGUCUGGAUAUGAAAGACAUUCCCUGCGGAAUGAUGCGCAUGGCGAAGUUCAGAGAUCCAAGAAGGGACUGAAGUUCUCUCCUGGUGCAAACAUCGUUCCGCAGGAACAUGUCUAUCUCCCCUCUCAAUCGUGAUAGUUUGUCGUGGGGAAGGCUAGCUCUGAGUUUGACAGAGUCGAGCUCUAUGCCUAAAAAGGUCAACUUUGUUGUGGGUCCUAAAGUUUUGGCUGGGGACAAAGGGACUCCAAGUGUGGAAAAUAGUGCGGUAGUACUUUUGAUUGCUGAGGGUGUUGAUGACCCUGGCUCUAUCUGUAGAAAGUCGUCUAGAUAGUGAAUAACGGAGUGACACCUGAUGACGUUCAGAAGCAGCCAGCUUAGUGACUCUGCGAAAAUGUCAAAAAGUUUGGGGCUGCUUCGAGAACCGAAAGUGAGUCCUGUUGAGAAGUAAUAAUUCCCUCGCCAUUUAACACUGUGUAAGUGCCAGAGUGAGGGGUGUAUGGGCAGUAAUUUAAACGCGCUUGUGAUGUCUGUUUUGCUGAGCCAGGGUCGAUUACCAGAUGAUAUGAUGGACUGUAUGGUGUCGUCGAUGGUAACAUACUGAAGUGAGAAUUCAUCUGCUGGAAUGAGUGCGUUUAUGCUUGGAACAAAAGAGGAGUGCGAUGCCGAUUAAAUCGAUAAGAUGUUUUUUUAUUAGAAUAUUUGUGAAUAGCAAUACCAAUAGGGUUAGUGCGCCAGGAGGAAAACGGUGAAGAGGUGAAGGGUCCGAUCAUGAAACCGUUAGUGGUUUCUGAGGAAAUGAGUGUCUAUAGCGACUGGGUCUAAACAUGCUGACUGGAGAUUAGGACAUUCUAGUGUACCUGGGGGAAUGGCUACUAUGCCUGUGUGAAACCCUUGUGAGAAACCUGUGGUGAGAAAAUCCACCAAGUGCCUGCUGGGGUGAGACCUUAGAUAAAAAACCAGGUUGUCAAUAUUUAUGUCGAUUAGUCAUUUGUUUGGUGACAACCUGGCUGGACACAUGGUCUUGGUAUGUGCCCUGAAACAUAUAGAGCAGAUGUGCAAUAAUCUACAGGCGCUGAAACUGCAGGAGCCUGCGUUGAAAUUAUUGCACACCUGCGCCUUACCUAAAAAGGAGAUGGGCCUACCCAGCUUAUCACGAAGACCACCCGCUGGCUUGUUGUGAGGGGUGAAAGUGGAGUGAGGUGUGAACGUGGGGUGACGGGUGGGAGUGGAGGUGGUGGGAUCUGAUUCGACGGGACAUAAGUCCGCCAUGUGGGAUGCAGAAUUACAAAUGGCACAAGCCGGGGGCUUGAGUCCAGCGAAGUGGUGACAGAAAAGUUCUGUGUCCAUCUGACCCCAGUUCAUUCUAAUGUUGAACUGCUUGAGAUGGGUUGCCGCCUUCGCUGAAACUGACUUGUGGUAGUCGUAGAAGGAAGAGCCCCCGUACUUGAUGCCUAGAUCCACUACCUUGUGGAGCUAGAGAUCUAGCUUUUCUCUCCUGUGGGGAUACACCGUGCAAAUGACGUCGCGGUAUAUCCCGAAAGCUAUCACGAACUGGGGGAUAGACUAUUUUUUUUAUUUUUUUUAUUUUUUUUAUUGAGCCUGGGAUCCCUCGUUUUGAGCACGACUGAAAUGUCACCAUAGUUGUAUGCCUUAUUCUCGAGUAUAUCCCGAGAGGCUAUGAGUAAAGACACCAGACACGCAUCCUUCCCGUCUAGGAUAUCUUUCCUGAUAGAGUCUGGGACGGAGUGUGCUGGUGACUCGAAUGGUGUGAUGGCUAUAGGGGGGCAUGUUGGUAUAGCAGGUACAGCCGUGGUAGAGACUGGGACUUCGGUGUUAGUACCUGAGGAGGAGAUGGCGCUCUCCACCUUAGCCUGCUAUUGAGGGUCUGUAGAUUGGCCAAGAUAUCUGCCAGGGUAUCCUGGGUGGCCGUGCUGUUUCUUGGUGGUUGUCCUUGAGAGCUAGUUCCAGGCCUAGGCUCGGGGGCUUGUUGGGUAAGCAGCCUAUAAAGUUCUGACUUUCUAGCUGUGGCCGGAAAGGGAUUCCCCUGAGCCUAAGCUCGGUCGUGAUUUUGGGAAUAGGCCAUGCUCUCAAGGACGUGGGGGUUGAAAGGGUGAGUGAUUCGCCUGGAGACCCAGGUCUGAUUGGCGUGAAUGGUGUUUUCUUCUGUCAAUUCUUCGGUUGGAAUUGGUUCUUGGUACAUUCUAAAAAGGAAUGAUUAUGUGAAAGAUAUAUUGGAGGGGGAGUGAGGUAAGUAGGAGGGGUAUGGGGGGUGGUGUAUUUGGAAGAACUGGACUGUAAUGCUAGAUGCCGAAGCGAAAAACUUAACUGUUGAAUGACUGGAUAGGUGAGGCCCUGCUAAUGCCAAGUGGCGGUGAGAGGCUCUACCUAUGAUUUGGCUUAUGACGUAGCUGCCACAGACGUGGUGGCGGGAUGUUGGCCUCUCGGUGACGGUAAAGAGAAAUCAAAACGUGUGGCCGUGACAGGUGAGGCCCUAACUAGAGCCCUGUAGUAGGGCAUGAGAGGCUUAUAACUAUGAAUUGGGCGUGGGGCCAUACCUCCGUGUUGAGGUGGGGUGGGGGUGGUAGGCCUCGCGGGGUCGGAUUUCCUGAUAGGGUGGGCUACGGCAUUAGCCUGGGCCCUGUAGUCAGUUCGAUUGUAUGCUUAAGGGUAAAGUGAGAGGACUGGAGUGGUGUGUGGAUGCUAACCUUGACUGGUCGCAAAUGGUAUCUGGAGCCUCUUGGUGGUAAUAAGUGUAGAGAGUCUUGUCUUAUUGCUGUCCUUGAGGAAAAAUCCUGAGGAUUUAAGACAGAUGUUGAUGUAUUUAUGUGUAUCGUGAUGUCGUAUGAUUAGUAUUGGGAAUUGGUUUGUUAGGGGCGCAAUGUGAGAUCCUGCAUUGAGGGAUCUGGAAGGUUAGGUGUAAGAAUGGGAUGAUUUUAGAUAUUUGUGAGAAGGUAGAAUGAGGCCUUGGGGUAGCGAAUGGACGUACUUGAGUAAGGACGUAAGUACCUGAAGGUAUGGCUGAGUACCGGGUCAGGUUUUGGUGUUUUCUGAGCCUGAUGGCCGUACGACCGAAUGUCUGUGUAGACAAAUAGUAAAGAGAUAACGUAUUGUGGGCGUAAGCCUGAGAAAAGGUAGUAAUGGAAUUGAGACCGUGUGAGGUCUAGUAUGGAAAAGAGAGUGAACUAUACCUUGGUUUUGAAGUACAGAGAUUACGUUUAAGCGAGGCAGGUUAACUGCGUUGAAUCGGUGGAAGUUUAGAAUAAUACAGGAUCUAAGGGUUUAACCAAAGACAAUUUCCAUAUUUAGCGACAGAUGUGAAGGUAAGUGAUAAAACCUGAUAACUCAAAGUGAUAAGAUACAAUACCUGUUCCUGUAAUAAAGGACCUUGAAAUAACAACUUUAGCGCAGAAAAGCAAGAGACCGAUGCAAUCUGUAAAAGCCAAAAUAUGUGACAGCGUGAUUUAUGUGAAAGGAAUAGUACGGAUGUUGGUGUAAUGGGUAUUUCUGGCACGUAGUGUUUAAAUUACUUAUAUCUGAGUGUUUUUAGAAAAAUGGUAUUGCUUGUAUUAGUCACGUAUGAAGGUAUGUACCAUGGUUAAAACAGUAUGUUUAUUACAGUAUAAUACGUUAAUCGGUUAGCAUAGGUAGGAAAAACACAAGGCUGGUAGUUAAACCAGAUAGUAUAACCCCAUACUGAUGUGAAGGUAUUAGUAAUAAUCUGACCGAACAAGGAAUAUACGAAAAAUGUAGUAGGAUUCGUGUGAUUAGAAUUUGUGCAUACUUUAGCUUGUUAGAAUAGAAAUAUAGCCGAAUAUGGAUUAGUAAGAUGGUGUUCGUGUAUUAACCGUACAAAAUAGGUUGGUACUGAGUGACCGAACGGAAAAAGGAAUACAGAUAAUAAUGAGCUUAAUACUUUAAACAUAUUCGUACGGAAACUACCGAAUCUAUAGUUAAACAAUAGUAAAAUGAGCCGAACGUUCGUGCGUUUUGGCGCGAACGGAAACUUUAGCUGAAGAGCAUGUACUCAUGUAAAUGCGAUAGAGGGCGCCUACCCCUAAGUUUUUAGGCCCGAACGGCGGGGAAUAGCGAACGCUUAUUCCCUUGCCUAGCUUACGUGAACGUGCCGGUCUCGUGACCGGAAGUCGGGUACCUCGACCGGGGAAAAACCGAGUGGAAGGACCUCGAACGGAUGGAGGAUUGAUCAGGACGUCUGACUGCUGGAAACAGGAACAGUUCUGGCGGAAAGCUGGACCGGAAGUGCUGGACAAUCAGCUGAGCCGCAGCGGUGAGUAGGGGCUGGGAGUUUAAGUAGGGGACUUACUCCUCCCACAAAUUCAGGCCUAAUGGCCUUUCUACAUAUAUAUAAAAAUACUGUUUUGGUAGGUCAGAGCUCAACAAAUCCUAGGUGCCAGGUUGCUAUGGUGAUCAGUAAUUUUAGUCUAGCAUUUGUGAGCCUGUUCCCGCCAAGGUGGGUGGUGGCCUGCUGACUGCACAUUCUGUAGGCAGGCAGCGAGGGAGCUGUGAUCUCCCUGCUCUGCUGCACAAGGCAGCAGAGCAGGAAGAACACAGCUCCCUCGCCGCCUGCCUACAGAACGCGCAGCCGGCUUUCUUCUCUGUACCCUAGUCAGAUGCCCACAGGGAAAACCAAUCCGCUCCACCUUCCAAAAAGUAGGGAGGCUGGGUUGGAUGAAAUUGCAUUAUAACAAAUAAUGGUUUUGUGUGUGUUUAGGUGACCAGACCCCCUUUAGAUCACAUGGGAAUAGUGUUUAUACUAUUUUAAUGCCACAGAGGAAAGUGAGGGGGAUGUGUGUGUUGGGUGUGGUGUGUGGGGGAUUUUUUUUUUUUUUUUUCUCCUCUUGACUAAACCUGACCUUUACAUGAAUGGCUGGGGGAAAUCGCAAACUUAUGGCUGUCCUUUGUCAAGUUAUGUUAGCCAUAGGGAAUAUAUUAAGACAGAAAGUAGUCCCUACUUUGUCUUAGUAUAUCUCUCUCGACUGUGUUGGAAUGUCGGUGAGAUUUUAUUUUUUUUUGGGUGGGAGGGAGGGUUUAUUAGUUUAAAGGUAUUCAUAAGCAUACCCUCUUCUGUCUUGCUACAGACUUUUAGGACUUUUUUAGCAAGAUUAAAAGUAUCAAGGUAAAUUCUUAGUGUGGGGACUUUUUUUUUUUUUUUUUUUGACAUACUUUAUUUAUGUCACACAGUAUUAAACAUACAGGCACUGAUUGACAUGUCUACAAGUUGAUGUAAAACAAAAAUAUUGACAGAUACAAACCCAAACAUGUGGAGAAUGCUGCAUCUGUUUUAUGUUGGAAACCAACCUUUACACGGUAGACCUCCAUGGAUAAGGAUUGAGCUAGUAAAGUGGAUAAAACAGAGUAGGUUCUAAUCCUUGGUAAUGAUUAGCCAGCAUAAAAUAGAUGAGGUAGGACAGAUGCAUAACCAGCUAAAUUAAACUAACCACCCGGGAGGCACCUGGCAGAAACCAAGAUCAGCUACCUAUGAUGUUAUUGAGAUAAUCAUGAGUGCCAAACUUAAUAAUUUAUGCACGGUAGAUCAGCAGGGGGGCAUCUGUAAGUGUAAUUGCAGAGACUCUAGUCAAGUGGAUUGGGUAAUUGCCACAAUGCUAGAAUUCCGUUCCCAUAGCCCAUACCAUGUAAAGGCAGAAGAUACUGCUGAGAACGCUUUUGGCACCAGAGCCCAGUUGCAGGUAUGAGCUGUGUCAAGAAGAAAAGAAGCACAGAAGGCUGAGGCAUCCACAAAUAUUUGCCAGUGAAGAAGUAAAGUGCAAUAAUUUGGCAAUGCUGGUCCACAGAUCCUUCAACUCCUGGUAUUGUGAAAUAAUUAUCGGGUCAGAGAUGAAACCAGGAAACUCCAGACAGUUCGUUGAAGAACAAAGGCUAUUUAUUGUUUUGCAGCUGCAAAGGUCUGUCAGACAAUAGACUUGGAAUACUCGACUGAGCACACGUUUUACAAGAGAACAAAGAAUAUAUACCACAAAUGACGUAUUCCAUAGGUAUACAGAGAAUAUGAAAUUUACACCUUCAUUACUAUAGUUGCCUCCAACUUUUAAACUAAAACUUGUCUCUUACUUUAUCUAGUAGUGGGUGUUCCUGACAUUCCACACAUGUGCCCUGGCCCAAGAUAGUUGCACAGUAGUUUUAACCAUGUGAGUUCUGAACUUUACUUAAACAUCCUGUAGCUUCUACCACAGUAUCAGGGUCAGGGGCUCCAGAAAGUCCUGCUUUUUCGAAGUUGUGAUCAGCAGGUAGGGAUAUCCCCCUGGUACACAAGCAAAUACUCCCACGUGUCCAAGCGCCUGCAAUGUGAGCUGAGUCUAAAUUAGCGGUAUCUGCCAAAGCUUAGGGAGCUACACCAAGAUUCGGCUGUCUAUGUUGACAGUCAGGCCUCACCUGGUAAACUUAAACUCACACUUUAAUGACUUGCAGUAGCACUAAAAAACUGAUUUUUAACGCGAUUCAAGCACCAUAAGUGCUACACCCAGUUAUGGUGCCAGCUGCCUGCCAUUUCCUGUGGAGCCAGAAGUUAUGCAAGGUGCUUCCAUUGGCUCUACUAAGCUAAGACUGCUUAUUGUCUGAGCAUGUUAGUUGUGCUAAAACCUGUUAUUUACAUGUGGAUAAAGAUUUGGGAGAGUGUGCAAAAUAUCAUUUAUUUUUUAUUUUUUUUUGGGUGUGUAUUUGGAAUAAAACAUUAUGAAUAUUGAAAUGAUUGCUGUCCUAGAGCAUAAAGCACAGAAUGGCUUGGCUCAAUGCAGUAGUUUUCAGGGACACAGAGUAAGAUGACAAGCAUACUCCAAGCUUGACUACUUACCCUGGGAAACUGCCAGCCAUUCCUGAUACCAUAACCACUGCAACAUACUAGGCAUGUUCCUUAUGCUUGAUCAUUUUUAUGAUCCCGGUGAUGGGACGCCUGGCACCUGACUGGGUACCUCCGCCAAUCGAUGCUUCCUUGCUGAGGACCGUAAGCACCGCACCAUAGACCCCACGAAUCGCUGCAGCUUAGUUGGGGUUUCGCCAUCCUAAACCAAACUCCUGGAUCUAGGGACUCAGUGGCAAGGCCUCUCCUCUAAGAUGGUAUAACUGUGAAGCUCUUAUAAGAGCUAGUGGUAUAGGUGUAUAGCAGGUCCUCUACAAUCACGAGACCAGGCUAUGUGUGGAGGGUUAAGCAGAAACUGAAUUUUAAUGGUGCCACACUGGCCUUUUAUGACCAUUCCCCAAGCAAGGUGUACGCCCACAUGUCCCUUGUUGGGGACAGGGGCACAAACUUACAAACCAAUGAUAACCUGUUUACAAUGUAUGACACUCCCCCCCCCCCAUACAAUACAUUAAGCCUUCCCCUUUAAUUAGGAGAUAAUUGAGUCAAGCACUAUACUAAACUCCAUUUUCCUGGCCAAUCAUGGCAGCAUUUACCUAUGGGUUAGCUUUUCCCUCUAGUUAAUAGGACAGGUAAAACUUAAAUUAAACAAUCAAGAGGACAGGUAUGUCAGCCCAGUUCCUCAGUCUUUUUUUUUUUUUUCCUGUCCUCUUAGAUUUUUUUUAUUUUAUUUUUUUGCUCAUCUGACUAUAUUUGUAGUCUUCAUCCUGGGCAGGUCAGCCUCCCUGCCCAGGAAGCUCCAGGUUAACCUGGAGCCCACCUCUGUGUAGAUGGGAACCCCUGGAGACUGCAGAAAUUAAUCUCUGCAGUACAUCUUGGAUCCUGCUGCUGCUACAUCUAUGCUUCCAGGCUUGGCCGGGUAUGUGUUCGGCAGAAUUCAAAGGUCUGGUAGGUGUUUCGCCGGUUUCUGGCUGUAUAUGCCUCUAGCAGGCAAAAACUGCACGAACGGCAAGCAGUUUGUAUGUAUCGGGCGUGCUCAUGCGCAAAUAGCACGGCCGCGAAUGACCCUAGUUUGCCAGUUCUAAAGAUGGCGUUCGGGUCUCUUGUUUGGCCAUGCACCCAUGUGCACAGAUUUAAAGGCGCGAAAAUUUAAAACUGAGGCUUUUUAAAGUUUACAGCUUUUCUCUGCACAGCAAGCUCGGAUUUGGAUGCGGUGGGUGGUGUGGUUUUUUUUAUUUAUUUAUUUAUUUAUUUAUUUAUUUUUUCUCAAUUCCAGAAAUUUAGCCUGCUGCAGGUAAGAGAGGGAAUUUGUUUCCCAUUAAGAAAUUUAUGGUGCAUACAUUACAUACUUCGCCCAUAGAUCAAUAUGGACCAUUCUCCCAUCUUUGCCAAGUCAUCUGCAAUAGGUCAUAGGUGAGCAAUAAUCAUUCUUUUAUUUAUUGGAAAUAUUAUUAAAGAGGUGCACAGAGGGUACAGUCUUUUUAUGACUUCUGUCUCAACAGCCCUCAAGACCGGUCGGGUCAUAGAUCUCCAUCACGGUGAAGGGAGAAGCUGGCGGCCUGCCCAGGAUGUGGUGCAAGACCCUUGGAGGAUUGCAGGCUUUGCGGAAAGUGCUUAGCCCUACUUGUGGGUGAAUCUGAACAACAUCAGGCACCCCAGGCCUCAACCUCUGCACAAGAUAUUGCCACUUGGAUAAAACAGGCAGUGGCAGAAGGAAUGGCCGAAUCUACUAGAGGCAGAAGGCCCAGACAAAAUCCAGAUGGGAUCAGAAUCUUUAGAGGAAGGGAGGCAAGGCACUAAAGACUCCUGGGAGUUGAAACAGACUUCCUCCAGUGAAGAGGAAGCCUCCAACAGUCAAUGCCCCUUGGACUCAAGAGCCGUGGAGCAUCUAAUCUCCUUGGUCAGGAGAACAUUGGAGAUUCCAGAGGAGGUACAAGAGUCCUCUGCAUUAGACAGAUUUAUUUUUUUUGGUGAUCUGAGCCGCAAAAGAGUCUUGUUUCCUGUACAUAAAUCUAUUAAGGAACUUAAGAAGACUGGGAAACUCCAGAGAAAAGAUUCUCCUUGCAAUCACGCCUCCCAAAGCUAUAUCCAGUUAAUGAGUGAUUUCAAAACUUUGGAUUUCUAAUCCUAAGGUAGAUGCACCAGUUCUAAAGGUGGCUAAACACUCCACUCUUCCCAUUGAUAGUAAUGCUUCUCUUGUCCAUCCUAUGGACAAGAGAAUUGAUGCCAACUUUUCAAAGUUGUUUGUCACAGCGGGCCUAGGCUGUCAUUCAGCAGUAGCCAUUUCAGCCAUGUCAAGGGCUAUGAAAGUAUGGGUAACGGAUAUCGAAGAAGACCUAGAUAGAGUUGUUAGACACCACAUCUCGGAAUCCCUAAAGGAGGUGGGGAAAAAAAACCAACCAGGAGGGAAAUGGAGACCGAUUCUGGAUUUAUACCAGCUCCAUCUCAGAAUCAGGAUUUAUUUGCAUGGAGUUUGAGAUUGAUCAUACCGGUGAUUCAUCAGGGAGACUGGAUGAUUUUGGUAGAUUUGACGGAUGCAUAUUAACAUAUGCCGAUUGCCAAUCCUCAUCAGAGAUUUCUCCGGUUUUGAAUCCCUUCCAGUUUCGGGCCAUGCCGUUUUUGGCAUAAGAACUUUUUCGAAAGUCCUGGUUAUGAUUUAUAGCCUUGCUAAGAAAACAAGGGGUCACAAUCUUCCAUUACUUGGACGACAUUUUGAUAACUGCUCCAGAAUACAACCUGUUGAUUCAACAUCGGUCUCUGGUUCUAGAAACUCUCCCUCCCAAUUCGGCUGGUUGUUAAAUCAAGAAAAGAGUCAACUACAUCCUUCCAGGGAGCUGAUAUUUCUCGGGGCUCAUUUCAAAACCAAAACUGCUGUUGAAUCCUUAGCCCACGAAAGGAAGUUGACUCUGUUGCACAGAGUGCGGCAAUUUCGUCAACAGUCUACGGCUCCAGCAAGGGGUUUCAUGAAGUUACUGGGCACUUAUCGUCAACGAUAGACUUUGUCAGAUGGUCACAGUGGAAUAUCCGUCCACUUCAAAAGUACCUGCUAGACCACUUCAGCGCCAAUUCUCAGGAAUGGGAAACUACCCUUUUCAUUCCACGACAUCUGAAGCAGGAUCUCCAGUGGUGGCUGUCUUGGAAUCACACAUCCCGGGGGUUUCCUCUAAAGAACGUAGACUGGUGGAUCAUAACCACCAAUGCGAGCCAGUCAGGCUGGGGUGCCCAUUUCAGAAGACGGUUUGUUCAAGCAACAUGGCCUCACCAUGCCCAUCAAUUACCCUAAAAUAUCCAGGAACUAAGAGCAGCCUUUCUGGUCCUCCUUUACUUUCAAGGCCAUCUGAGGAACAGAUGGGUGAAAAUCCGGAUAGACCACAAAGCCGCAGCGGUUUAUAUCAACCACCAGUGUACCAGGAGCACUGUACUGAGGGAAGAGAUUUUACCUCUCAUGACUUGGGCUCAGAAGAAUUUUGGCAAGGCUGUGUGCAGUCUUUCUCCCGGGGAAAGAAAAUGUGGUCGCAGAUUUCCUGAGCAGACAACAGGUAGAGGAAACGGAGUGGCAACUCUCCAGGAACAUAUUCCAACAAUUGGUCCAACGGUGGGGACUUCCCCCAAGCCGACCUUAUGGCCACAGUACAGAAUGCCCAAGUUCCAACCUUCAUCUAAAGACGGUUUCAUCCCAAGGCCAUGGCGCAGGAUGCUCUCUCAGUGAAAUGGAACUUAUAUCUUUCCUCUGAUUCCUUUGAUACAGAUGGUCCUCAAGAAAAUAUCCAAGGAGAACUGCAAGGUGAUAGCCAUUUAGGGCUCGACGUCCGUGGUUCCCCCUAUUGAGACUAAUGAUAGACAAUCCUUGGGACAUACCUCUGUCAGAGGAUCUGUUGUCUCAGGGACCUCUUCAACAUUCAGAACCACACAAACUCAGGUUUCAGGCCUGGCUCUUGAAAGGUGAUCCCUAAUCUCUAAAGGUAUUCCAGAACAGGUGGUGUCUACUGUGUUGCAGGAAAGUUUCUACCUCUCACACGUAUCACAGGAUUUGGAAUAAAUUUGCAGACUGGUUGAAGGAAGUUCAUUCCUUAGAAGUCACGAAUUUGCAAGUGUUGGAAUUUUUACAAGCCGGACUGGACAAGGGCCUCAGCCUCAAUACACUUAAAGUUCAUUGUUCAGCAAUUUCUGCCAUUUCAGGGAUCAGAUGGGCUGAAGUUCAUCCUGGGCAGGUCAGCCUCCCUGCCUAGGAAGCUCCAGGUUUCUUUCUUAAGUGUUCCUUAGCUUCUUAAAGUUUUGCGGGGGGUGGGACCGGGCGGCCAUGCUAGUGCGCUGCAGAUUACCAUGGCUCCAACUAAAAGGGGGAAAAUACCCACCUUACUCAGCGUGGACCAUCCUGGAAGCUCAUGGUACAGGGUCCUGGAGCACCCGACAUCAGAUAAUUCUGGGCCAUGUUGAGAUGGUCAGGGCCUGAGGCGGGUUAUGCUGGUCCCCACUGGGCACAUAAACAUCUCUGCAGUGCUCCUGGGCGAUUCAACUCCGACAACAAACAGCUACCAUGCGGCCUCAACAAAAUGUCCGACAGCGAAGCACCUAACAGGCCGCCAGAGAAGAGCCUCGAAGGGCAAGCUGAGUUUCAUAACACACAGCCAAAGCCAUGACCGCCUCCGGAAUACAAACAUAGCCAAGAAGGGGAGAUGGAAGCCUGCAAUUCUACCAAAUACCUACUUUGCCCUGCAGCGUCCUCUGGACUUAAUGGACUCUGGGGCGCCCUGCGAGGAUUACUCUUAAGCCGGAGAACAGGAUGCUUAUUUACACCAUCUCGAAAGCCGACGGCUGCUUUUAGCGCCUCAUGACGGAAGGCAUUUAAGGCACAUAUUGCAGGACUCACCGACAGUCUUAACAGAAGACAUCCUGGCUGUGGUACACACUAAAUGGACAUACCUGCUGCCAAUGUCACAGCCGACGUUACUGUACAUGUCGGUCUCGAUACCCUGAUUAAUGCUGUCGAUAACCCAGUAAGCCACAGCCUGCCUGGUGGUAUAUUACUUAAGCAAGUAUUUCAGCUAAGCUACUGUUUUGAAAAAGCACCUGCAUACAUAUCUGUAAUCUACAUGCUUAGAUAAUCGUGCACACAAUCUCUGCUCCCAAGCAGAAUGAGCGAGGGUUGUACUUAAGGUUAGCAACAUAACUUAAAGCGCUCAACAGUAGAAGGUUCGAUAUGUACUGGAGGUUACCACGACACUGUUUAAAACUGAUUUAGUGUGUGUUUUUUUUUUUUUUUUUUUCUACAGUAUUAACACUUCAUCUGUCAAUCGCAAGCUUAUAAUGUUCAGUAUACUAAUAUCUAUUCUUAAAGCCAGCCAGGUAAUUGGUGUGCAAACCCUGAUUUGCUAACCCCUAUUAGCCCUCCCCACUGAGACACCUAGUGAACCUGUUUAAUUAAAUUUUAAAAUGUGCAGUGAAACAGACAUACAUUAAAUUGUUCAAGUUAUGUUCUCUCAUGGUCAAUGUCUAUGUACACCUGUGAAACUUGCAAUGCACAAUAAAAAUAAAGAAUUAAAAAAAAGUUUUGCAUUGCUCUAUAAUUCUACAUAUACUCUGAAUUUUUGUUUUAUUUUAUUUUCCUUGUACUUCCUUAGCUCCCACUUAUGACCGCAGUCAUUGGCUUGAUGAAAAGGAGAAGCUGGGAUUGGAUUUUCCUAAUGUAAGUGACUCUUUAACUCUGUUUAAAUAUAUCAACGCAGAAGAUUUCGGCUUGGAAAUUUUGUGUGUAUAUAUGUGUGUGGGCUUAAACAGAGUUGGGGGAAACACCAAUUCCUUUUGACAUGCAUUUGUAGUUAUUCUGGUGACUAAAUGCAAUUUAUGCUAUUGUACAACUUUCUUGCUUUUCCUUAUUUUUCAGCUUCCAUACCUGUUGGAUGGCGAUGUCAAGCUGACUCAGAGCAACACCAUCCUGCGCUAUAUCGCAAGCAAGCAUGGAUUGUGUAAGAGUCUUUCUUUUUUUUGUAGACCAAUACACUUUAAACACACGCACAUCUUCCUUUUAACUCACUCAUGGACAUGUGUUGCUCAUGACUCUCGUGGGGGUUAAAAUCUAAAGGGGUGAAUUUAAAUUCAUCAUCGCUAAUUGCAGUCAGUACUGAAAGAUUGGAAUUAAAAAAAAGACUCAAAGGUAACAGAUUUGUUUUGGCUUAUUAUCAUGUAGCUAAUCAGACAAUGUUGUAGUUUCUAUGUUAACAAGUACAAAGCCUUGGAUCCAAAUUGGGAAUUUUAAAAGUGGACCUAACAGUGUCUGAUUUUGUAUUAUUGUAAGGUGGUGAGCCACUAUUUUAAAGAGCAUAAACUUUAUGCAAAUUAGGCUUCUCACCCUGCUUUUGGAAGUGGUAAGCAAUAUGUAUUGGUUCUAUCAUGUAGCAGGUGAGCAGUGGCGACAGGACCGGACUGGGGAUACAAAGCAGCCCUGGAAAAUAAAUCUAUACCAGCCCCAUAGAUCAUUGUGACGUGUGUGUGUGUGUGUGUGUAUAUAUGUAUACAUAUAUACAAUUUUUGUUUUUAUAAAUUGCUCAAUCAUCUGGGGCGGCAAGACAUAGCCAUACAUAUUAUUGGUAUAUUUAUUUUUUCCAAUUCAAAAUAUUGCUCCUUCCAGGGUAGUUAAAUUAAACCGCAAGUAUACUCGCAUGCAGACAGACAAUCUCACUGACCCAAGCGCAUUGAUACACAGCCUUACAGACAAUUUUGUAAAAUACAUAAGCUCAUUGACCUAAAAGCUCAAGCUCGCUGAUGCAGAGACGCUUACUGGUACAGACAAACUUACUGACACACAAGCUCAAUAGCAGGCACGCGUGCACACACACAAUCAUUGUCAUGGCUGAAGCUUACCUGGCACUGGUAGGUGAAUUUGUCAUGCACUCUGUAAAUGAAAUUAAUUAUUGCUGGCUUCAGCUUGUUCUCAAUACUUUACCAAUGUUUCUCCUUUCCAGGUGCUGAAACUGAAAAAGAUAAGAUCAAUGAAUCCCUACUUGAGAACCAGUUUAUGGAUUUUCGGAUGGGUCUUGUGCGUCUUGCCUACAACCCACAAUUCGUAAGUGAAGAUAAAGAUGAGAAAUGCAGAAAGUGUAUUAUCUUAACAAACUAUACAAUUAUCUUUCUUCCAGGAAACUCUCAAGGGACCAUACCUUGAACAACUACCUACAGCCUUGGCACGUGUUUCUAAAUUCCUUGGGGACAGACAAUGGUUUGUAGGAGACAAGGUAAUCUACCACUGUUCUAGGUCUUUCAUUACUUGUUCAUACCUUUUGCAUGUAUGAUUUUAGGUACAUGGAAUACCCUAAUUACACGGAAUUGAGUGUCAGGUGCUGACUAGAUAGGUCUAUAUUGACAUUAUAUGCUUUUCCUAGAUCACUUUCAUUGACUUUGUCGUGUAUGAUGUUUUGGACCAGCAUCAGAUGUUAGAGCCAACUUGUCUUCAAAACUUCCAGAACUUGCAGGACUUUCUGAACCGGUUUGAGGUAAACCUUGCAUGCUUUUCUCUUCCUUUUCGCAAUGUUAUACAGAGUAUAAUUUUAUUAUUCUUCCAUUUUUCAGGCUCUUCCUACUAUUGCUGCAUAUAUGAAGUCUCCUCGCUUUAUGAAGACCCCCGUAAAUAAUCGGAUGGCAUCCUGGGCUAACAAAAAAUAA
This is a messenger RNA of Pelobates cultripes (western spadefoot toad), 18588 nucleotides long. The record is from the annotation of a GenBank genome assembly. Lineage: Eukaryota; Metazoa; Chordata; Amphibia; Anura; Pelobatidae.